Molecule: messenger RNA, 3432 nt
Organism: Monascus purpureus
Lineage: Eukaryota; Fungi; Ascomycota; Eurotiomycetes; Eurotiales; Aspergillaceae
Source: the annotation of a GenBank genome assembly
CGAUUAGGAAAGACGAUCGACUGCCAUCAACAUCAACGUGGAGGAUGAGAGGGAGACAGCAAACAGGCAUCGUUCAGUUCCAAUGCCGUAUCUUCGGCAUCAGGAGACUGGCAUGAUGUGGUCCACGCAGUGGCUACAUGCACUGGUGUACCGAAGCACAUUCUCAGUGCCCAUUUAGUCACUACUGGAACUAGCAUUUACGAGAGUCCCAAGAGAGAGAGCUAUGCGCCUCUCUGUACCAACCAGAAAUACUGUCUGAUGAACAUCCAACAGCAUCCGCCACAAGGAUAGGCGAAUGGGGAUCAGGGGUUUAUGGGGCGGCAGGUAACCGCUGAAAUCAAUCAAAUCCACUCGAUGCUGAGCAUGCUAUGGAUGCGAACAAUAGGAUUCGUGCUAAUGCUUGUGUCUACAGGAUCGCCACUGAAUCCACCUACAGAAGAGCCGUCUUGGAAAGGCAGAUACCGCAUUGCUCGCUCGUUGCGUGUUGCAACAGUACCUGAAGCGCAUCCUCGGCUGGCAUACCCCUAUCCAUCCGUCGGAGAUCGCAAGCUUGGAAUCGCAGGAACAAGGGGGCAUCACAAUAAUAAGGAAUAAGGAAUAAGGAUUCUGGUGGCAGCAAGUCGAGGACGUCAGUGAACCUGGGUGGCUGCCUUAGUCAGCAAAGUGACGAAUCCUUAAAUAGCUUCACGCUUCCCUGAAGCAGCGCAGCCCGCUCUGGUACUGCUGUCUGGCAUCAUUCUACUAGAGUCAUAUCAUUUUAAAGAGCAAAAAGAGCCUUCGGUGCUCCUUUCUUCUUCUUCCCCUUUAAUUCCUGUCCCAGCUUUUUCGCUAUUUGCUGGUUUACCCUUGUCUAUAGUUCUUCUACCUUUGUCAGCGGAGAACUCUUCUCCAUCCUUCAAUAUGUCGAUAUCUGCCCCCCAGAUCCCAAUCGAAGUGCCCAAGCGGCGUCGUAUUGCCGUCUUGACCUCCGGAGGUGAUGCUCCCGGCAUGAACGGCGCCGUUCGCGCCGUCGUCCGUAUGGCCAUCCACUGCAAUUGCGACGCUUUCGCUGUCUUCGAAGGCUACGAAGGUCUCGUCCACGGUGGCGACAUGAUCCGCCAGAUGCAUUGGGAGGAUGUCCGAGGUUGGCUCUCUCGUGGAGGUACUCUGAUCGGGUCCGCUCGUUCCAUGAGCUUCAGGGAGCGCACUGGCCGUCGCAAAGCUGCCAAGAACAUGGUCAUCCGAGGAAUCGACGCCUUGAUUGUUUGCGGUGGUGACGGCAGUUUGACGGGCGCUGAUGUCUUUCGCUCAGAAUGGCCCAGUCUGCUUCAGGAGUUGGUCGAGGCUGGCGAAUUGACACAGGAGCAGGUCGAUCCAUUCUCUGUGCUCAACAUCGUCGGACUGGUCGGUUCGAUCGAUAACGAUUUGUCUGGCACUGAUGCCACCAUUGGCUGCUACUCAUCUUUGACCCGCAUCUGCGACGCCGUCGACGAUGUAUUCGACACUGCUUUCUCGCACCAGAGAGGUUUUGUUAUCGAGGUUAUGGGGAGACACUGCGGCUGGUUGGCCUUGAUGGCUGCCAUUAGCACCGGUGCCGACUGGCUUUUCAUUCCCGAGAUGCCUCCGAAGGACGGCUGGGAGGAUGUCAUGUGUAGCAUGAUCACGAAGAACCGUAAGGAGCGGGGAAAGCGCCGCACGAUCGUCAUUGUUGCCGAAGGAGCCCAAGAUCGGAAUCUGAACAAGAUCUCGAGUACAACCAUCAAGGACAUCCUGACCGAUCGAUUGGGUCUGGACACUCGUGUCACGGUCUUGGGACACACACAGAGAGGCGGCCCUGCUUGCUCGUAUGACCGCUUGCUUUCGACUUUGCAAGGCGUCGAAGCCGUCCGAGCGGUGUUGGACAUGACACCCGAGACACCGUCGCCUGUCAUUACUAUCCGCGAGAAUAAGAUUGAACGCAUGCCCUUGAUGCAGGCAGUUCGCGACACGAAAAAGGUAGCUGCUUGUAUCCAGGCCAAAGAUUUUGAAUCUGCCAUUUCCUUGCGCGACGCCGAAUUCAAAGAAUACCAUCGGUCCUAUCUCCAUACAGCCACCCCGGAACACCCAAAACUAAUUCUCCCAGAGCAUAAGAGACUUCGGGUUGCCAUCAUUCAUGUUGGAGCACCGGCUGCCGGUAUGAACCAGGCUACCCGAGCUAUUGUCGCCUACUGUCUUACUCGUGGGCAUACGCCUCUCGCCAUUCACAACGGCUUCCCGGGUCUCUGUCGACACCAUGCGGAUAAGCCAGUCAGUUCUGUUCGUGUAGUCGAGUGGCUGGAGUCGGAUAACUGGGUCAACGAGGCUGGUUCGGAUAUCGGAACGAACCGCAGCCUACCAUCAGAGGACAUGGAGGGCACUGCGAAAUGCUUCGAGCUUUACAAGUUUGAUGCCUUGCUUGUUAUCGGCGGUUUUGAGGCUUACACUGCUGUGAGCCAACUUCGAAAGGCCCGCAGCCAAUAUCCUGUUUUCAAAAUCCCUAUGGUUGUUCUACCGGCAACUAUCUCGAACAAUGUUCCCGGCACAGAAUAUUCACUAGGAAGUGAUACCUGCCUGAACACCCUGGUUACGUUCUGUGAUGCCAUUCGGCUGUCGGCUUCAUCGUCCCGUCGUCGUGUUUUUGUGGUCGAGACGCAGGGUGGAAAGUCAGGAUACAUUGCUACUACUGCCGGUCUAGCUAUUGGUGCUGUAGCAGCGUAUAUCCCUGAAGAAGGCAUUAGCCUCAAAAUGCUAUCACGGGACAUUGACUUCCUUCGUGAGAACUUUGCCAAGGACAUGGGCGCUAACCGCGCUGGCAAGAUUAUCCUUCGCAAUGAGUGCACCUCUUCCACAUACACUACGCAAGUAAUUGCAGAUAUGAUCCGGGAGGAAGCACAUGGCCGGUUCGAGUCGCGUGCUGCAGUGCCAGGGCAUUUCCAACAGGGCAGUAAGCCAUCGCCAAUGGACCGUGUGCGGGCCUUACGUAUGGCCAUUAAGAGCAUGCAACAUGUUGAAGAAUACACGGGAAUGUCACCCGAUGAGAUCGCGGCCGAUGAAAAAUCAGCCUCCGUCAUUGCCACCAAGGGAACCCAAGUCCUGUUUUCGCCUCUCGGCGGCAAGGAUGGUCUGGAAGUGAAUGACACCGACUGGGAUCGCCGCCGCCCUAAGACUGAGUCCUGGUUGGAGUUGCAGAACACUGUCAAUAUCUUGUCCGGACGCUCCAAUCCUGGUAGCAAUCGUGAAGAGGGAUGGACUUGUUAUGAAAGCUCGUCAGAUGAAGUAGUGAAUCUUCCAGUUCUUCCGAUCCCCACCAGAAAACAGGCCAUAGAGUACUAGAUCCAGCAUGGAGAAGAUGCUUUGGGAUGAUAUGAAUUUAAAAGUAUGCUUCAUGAGGCAAAGUUAAAUAAAAUGGGUGUGUCUACGGUCACUGGAGUGGGA